GCGACAAUGUCCCAACCCAAGGUCUAUAUAGUAAUCUAUUCGCUCUAUCAUCAUGUUCACACAUUAGCACUUUCGGUAUUAGAAGGUAUAUGUCUUGAAUCCAAAGGCAUAGACGCAAAGAUUUUUCAGGUAGAGGAAUCGCUUUCAGAGGAUGUUCUUCGCACUAUGCACGCUCCGCCUAGACCAAAUCUACCCAUCGCAACCCCAAGUCAGCUUGUAGAAGCAGAUGGAAUUAUCUUUGGAAUCCCCACACGUUUUGGUAUGGUUCCAGAGCAAAUAAAGACACUUUUGGAUGCUACAGGCCAGCUCUGGGCAGCAGGUAGCUUAAUUGGCAAAUUCGCUGCAACAUUCUUUUCAACCGCAUCCCAGCAUGGUGGCCAAGAAACAACCGCAUUGACUACAAUAACAUAUUUUGCUCAUCACGGAAUGAUUUAUGUCCCAUUUGGAUUUGCCAACUCUGGAUUAUUUGAUAAUAGUGAGGUCAUUGGUGGAUCUCCAUACGGUGCUGGAACAAUCACUAAUGGGGAUGGUACUCGGCAGCCAUCCGAAAAAGAAUUGGCCAUCGCUAAGAACCAAGGUGAAAAUUUU
Molecule: messenger RNA, 588 nt
Organism: Phycomyces blakesleeanus NRRL 1555(-)
Lineage: Eukaryota; Fungi; Mucoromycota; Mucoromycetes; Mucorales; Phycomycetaceae
Product: benzoquinone reductase
Exons: 3
Molecular function (GO): NAD(P)H dehydrogenase (quinone) activity; FMN binding
Source: RefSeq, a predicted model, not a curated record